GGGCGAAGCGCUUCCAGCUCUUCCGUUGUCUCUAUUCAUACGCGAGCUGUCACUCAUACAGAGCUCACCUUCAAAUUUCAAACUCUUCCAAACUCCAUUUUCGUUGCACUGUGCAAUCCCACUUCGCUAGGUUUCAAUCGUUUCAUCAUUUGAACAAUUUUUUUUCUAAUUUUUUAAUUUUUUAAUUUUUCUGGAAUCGAAUUGGGACGGAGAUGGCGGCGUCGAACAGAAUCGAACGCGCUCACCAGAUGUACCGUGACGGCCGUUACGGCGAGGCGUUAGGGUUUUACACGGAGGCCAUCGCCAUGGCCAAGACCAACCCUCAGAAGAUCGCUCUGCAUAGCAAUCGUGCUGCGUGCUAUCUCAAGCUUCAUGAUUUCAAAAAGGCAGCAGAAGAGUGUACCUCGGUGCUUGAGCUUGAUCACAAGCACAGUGGGGCGUUGAUGCUGCGAGCUCAAACGCUAGUCACUCUAAAGGAGUACCAUUCAGCACUUUUUGAUGUCAACAGACUCUUAGAGUUGAACCCUUCUUCAGAGGUUUAUCAAAAUCUUCAAGCUCGCUUGAAGACACAAUUGUCACUUGCUCCAAUACCAGAAUCAGAAGAGGAGUUUGAAGAACAGGAAGAUGAGGAGCCUGAAGUGACACCACAAGGGGAUAAUAAAAAAGAUCAUAUUAGGACAGAUCAAAAGGAUGAACCUGGCAAAGGUGUUAUUGCUGAAUGUGCUCCUCAUGAAACAGACCCCAAGUUUUCAUCCAAGCAAGGAAAAAACCAAAACCAUGAACCUAAGAAGUCCACAGCAGAUGCUAUAGCUCAUGAAGCACCAAAUAGGGACUCAACUGAGCAAGAUUCAAAAGGAUGGCAAACAAUUCCAAAACCAAAAGGACAUUCAGCUCUAGACUAUGCACGGUGGGACAGUGUUGAAGAUGAUUCUAGUGAUGAUGAUGAUGACAAUGAAGAUGAAGAAUCUUUGCCUCAGUACCGAUUUCGUGUAAGAACAAUUGGUGUCCGUCCUGUAAAGUGAGAUGAUUCUUCUGUACAGUACCUGUAAAGUGCUUUUUUGAUCCUUAGUGAACAUAAAAAUGGCAUUUAAUGGGCGGGUUGCAAUAGCUCAAUCAUGUUGUCUGCCAUGGAAGAACUACGAAUCCUAGAGAAGUACGGUCUGUACUAUAUGAGUUGGUUUCAUCGUCAAUGGAGAUGAGUGAGCUAUUUGAACUCCGAAUUUCAUAUGGAAUCCCUUUGUUUGAAGCUGCUGUUAUCCUGAUGUUCUGGUCGUUUACAUUCGUUUGUGAUAGUAUGUUUAACUGUUUAAGGAUUCAUGUAUCCAUAUUGGACCAGAAGUGUUGGGAGAGUUUUUCAGCUGCUGAAGCUCAUAUAGUGUGACUGAAACCAUUGCAGCUAGAGCGAGCUGAUCACUUUUCUUGGUGAUAAUAUUUCUACAGCAAUAAAUAAUAUUCAAAUUUCCUGAUAAUUAGUCAUUGUAGAAAGACAAUUAUAUGGUUGCAGCUGCGAGCACCCUUUUGCUGUUUCUGUCAUUCAAAAGCAAAAUGAAGUCAUUCUAGUGAGUGGGAUGAUAUUAUGUUUAAGAACUGUUUAGUUUUUCUCCUUUUAAUAGUGCAGAGAAAGAUAACACUUACGAUC
Messenger RNA from Cajanus cajan (pigeon pea), 1639 nucleotides. RefSeq names its product Tetratricopeptide repeat (TPR)-like superfamily protein. The record is from RefSeq and is a predicted model, not a curated record. Gene Ontology annotation, molecular function: protein binding. NCBI's taxonomy places the organism in Eukaryota, Viridiplantae, Streptophyta, Magnoliopsida, Fabales, Fabaceae.